Molecule: messenger RNA, 1575 nt
Organism: Orbicella faveolata
Lineage: Eukaryota; Metazoa; Cnidaria; Anthozoa; Scleractinia; Merulinidae
Product: ankyrin repeat domain-containing protein 66-like
Molecular function (GO): protein binding
Source: RefSeq, a predicted model, not a curated record
ACGGAUUAGUGUGGACGGUAGCCCUAACCGUAGCAGUAAGGCUGCGUUUUCAAAUCUCUCUGGCGUAGUGUGGACCGGGGGCCUCUAUCGGCCGAUCACCUCAACGUGAUUUAAUUUAUGUGAAUAACUUAUUUUCGGCAGGUGCACUCUGCCUUGGCAACGGAGCUGGAGAUUCAUAUGUUAAUAUCGCCUUCUUCAUGUUGAUUUCUAUAAUGUUGACACGGCAGAAAGCAACUUACCGUGUAUUAAUUUAAAAAGCGUCGCGCCUUUGUCGCACUAAUAUGCAAAAUGUCCUUUAGUUUUUCACUUUGUUCAGCGUGAAUCGUAAGUCGGAGUUCAAUGGAAAAUACAUAUUGGCAUUUUUAAGGACGCCCAACGAGGAAAUCAUAUAGUCUUUGGCCUUUAGCUUUUAUAACAAAGAGGCGGGAUGAAAAUCCGUCUGAAUAUUGUAGAAAGAUUAGAAGAGAUUCUUCAAGCGGUUCAAUAGCUCUGCAAUAAUAAAAGGAUCUGUAGUUAACGUGACGUUACGGAUGACGGCUCUGCAUGAGGCCGCGGCUAUUGGUGAUGCCCAGGCCUGUGAAUACCUGCUUCUGAGCGACGAGUCGGAUCCAGACGGAGAGGACUGGGACUGGGGCAAGAGAACGCCUUUGCACGUGGCUGCCGCGGCAGGUCACGUGGCAUGCGUUGAGAAGCUUCUGGAGCAUGGCGCAGACGGUGAGAUGCGCAUGGCAGGAGGUUGGACGCCCGCGCACUGUGCCGCUGAAAACGGCAGUGUGGAAAUACUGCAGGUUCUUGUCGAUAAUGGGGCAAGUGUGACGAAAAAAGACAAUACUGGAGAUACGCCCAAAAGAGUUGCUCAGAUUUAUGGUCACAUGGACUGUGUGAAGUUCAUUGAAAGAUUGGAAAAUUCCAAGCCACGUGAAUCUGAGACAGAUGAUCACAGCAGGUCCACGAACAACGACGCCAUGACCAGGCGAGAGAUGGGAGUGAGUCCACAGCAGGAAGAGGGAAACCUGAACAUAAGUGCCAUUUAUUACAGUGAGGAAGAAAGGCAACACAAGCACAACUCAAGGGUCACAUUCCUGUUAACAUAAAACAAGUCACAGUUGAUUUCCCUCGAUACUAGAUUCAAGACUCUGGAGUCCAAAUGUCAGAUUUGUGACCGUCAUAGUAAACAGCUCAACUUGUGAACACGUGAAGUAGAAUUAACUUUACUGAACAUCAGUAGAUCGAUGAAAGAGCCCACGCCAGUUAUCCAGUACGGCAAAGGCGCUAGGUGAAAAAUAGUUAUUCUUCGCGUGUCUUACAAAAACUCGCCAGAAACGGCCUGCCAGUAAUGAAAAUUUUGGAAUAGAGAGAGGGUUUUCCAAAGCUUUGGAAAAUAAUCGAGAUUAGCUUAGUUUUGCUGUUCUUCAGCUUCACUGACUCGCGCAACGCGAUGAACGGACCUCAAUGUUCAACACAAUGUGACUCUAUCAUGUCGUUGUCCCGUUAAGCUUUCUACGUGGUAAUCAGCGUUGCUUCAUUAUUAUGUUUCUAUGUUUGGCUGAUCAGGUCUUUUACAGAUCCUACGUA